AUGAACGCCAACGGGUUCGAUCCAUUCGAAUGGCGCUCGUUCUACUUUCCGGGCAUGAGCCGCGAGGACGCUCACAAACUGCUCGGCGAGCUGGGAGUCACCAUCGGAACAUUUCUGAUGAGAGACAGCUCGCGACCGGGAGAGUACUCGCUGACUGUUCGAGAAGCCGACGAAGGAAACACAGUCUGUCAUUAUCUCAUCGAAAGAGAUGCAAAGGAAGACGGCACUGCUGGAGUUAAAGUGAGCAUUAUAAUAAAAAGAACAUAAACUUUCUCAGUCUCAAAUUAUUUUUGUUUCAGAUAGCAAAUCAAUCCUUCCCGGACAUUCCCGCUCUUUUGAAUCAUUUUAAAAUGAGAGUUCUCACCGAGGCGAGUCUACUGUCGGCCUACAAAAAACCAAUAAUCGAAAUAGUCGUCGGCACGUUCAAAUUCACCGGAGAGCGGGAAACAGAUCUGCCGUUCGAGCAAGGAGAGAGACUCGAGAUUCUCAGUAUGUUUUAACGAAAUUAUUCACAACAGAAAAACAUUUCAGCAAAAACCAACAAUGACUGGUGGGAGGCUAGAAAUGCACUCGGAACGACUGGACUCGUUCCGGCUAACUACGUUCAAUUGGUAGGUCAUUUUUGAGGUUCAACUGGAUAAAACGGGUCCUUUUCAGACAGGAGAGCUUGCGAACGACCGAAUCUCGAAAGGAACCAGCCAGUCGUCGAUCGGAAGCAGCGGCGGUGGAGCCGAGAGAUUCUCGAGCACGAGCACGAACAGUGAUACCGUCGACGCACAGUUCCAGGUAGCUUAUUUGCAUGUGAAGAAUACAUUUACUAACAAGUUAUUUCCAUUUCAGCCACGACUACCGGCCCUCGCAAAAGUUUCGUUCGACCGCAUUCCGAACGCCUACGACCCGACGCAAUUGCGCAUAAAAAAGGGUCAGACGGUGCGAGUCACGCAUAAGCUGACCAACGGAAUGUACAAAGCAGAGCUGGACGGACAGAUCGGAUCCGUGCCAUUCACAUAUCUCCGAUUCAUCCGUGCCAACGAAUGA
Messenger RNA from Caenorhabditis sp. 36 PRJEB53466, 1038 nucleotides. The record is from the annotation of a GenBank genome assembly. NCBI's taxonomy places the organism in Eukaryota, Metazoa, Nematoda, Chromadorea, Rhabditida, Rhabditidae.